Alternaria rosae is the source of this 2274-nucleotide messenger RNA. RefSeq lists its product as uncharacterized. The transcript is spliced from 4 exons. The coding region runs from base 403 to 2274 and encodes 623 amino acids. The record is from RefSeq and is a predicted model, not a curated record. NCBI's taxonomy places the organism in Eukaryota, Fungi, Ascomycota, Dothideomycetes, Pleosporales, Pleosporaceae.
AGCUCACCCAACGCUUUACCCCUUCAUUGCAUCUGCAGAUGCUGUUGCUAGAUCUCUAUCGGCUUGUGCUUGUCUGAUGUAGUAUUACUUCCACUUCGAUGAUUGACCGUCUUGGAAACCUCCAGAUUGGCGCGGGAAGCUAGCAGAAGCAACAACGGGCACCUACAGACGCGACUUGCCGACACGUGCUUGCGUCCACCGCACGAGGGACAUCCGAUGGUUUGAUGGCCUAUACAAGACAUUAUAUUACACUGAGACUUCGCUGUGCGAGAACGAUUUUGCGCGGUCCAUCAAGGACUCAAGUGUGUCCAAAACAAGCGACUUCUAGGCGCAACAAAGUCUAAGACAAGCAACAUCCAGGGAUCAACGUCAACCCCACCGUGGGGUGCGCUGGCGUUCAGCAUGGCUGUGAAUGAGCCAACCUAUCAGUUCGCUUUGACGGUGAAAGAGUGCGAGUUCAUACGAGCCAUUCGAGCUGUCGAGCAAAGCAUCUCGCCCAGCGAGCAGCCAAGAUUACGUCAAAAGCUGGAACUUCAUGUUAGAGACGAAAAUGGAGAUUCGCUGGGAAGCUGCGACGUCAGCCCGGAGAAUAUGGUGUUGGGCUUCGUUGGCGCUUCGGCCGCGUUUUUGAAGGAGUUGGCGAAGGAGCCUGAUCAGCGCAAGAAAGAUUUGGCCGAAGUUGACGAAGGUGUUCACAUCGAUGACCGCGACUCUGUUCUGGGCUCACAGACGCAGGACACUGCUGCUGACUCUCUGAGCAGGAUAAUGAACGCCAGACUCCGUCGUGGGAGGCAUUCAGGAAAUCUAGCAUCCCGCCACGACUAUCCCGGCGUCACCAUAGUAAUACCCAAAACGAAAGCCGAAGAAGGAGUUCGCGGGGCUCAUGCGACGGAGAAGCCCAAAGGAGUCAAGCAAAUGAUCAUCGAGGUUGAAGAGACUGAAGUUAGCGAGAAUCCUGAGCUGGAAAGCAGUCUCCGAAACACAUACCCGUGGGCACUGAUCGAAUCGAAACCCGGCCCAGAUAUAUCCAGAAAGCGCGCAAGACCAGACCCGGUCAAGCACAUCGAAGACUUUGCCGCAUACGUCUUGAAUUCGCCCUCUGAUGAUGAAUUCGGUUAUCACUAUCCAGUAGGCGAUUGGGAUCAUCUGACUUGUGCGCGAAAAUUUGAAAUCGCUCAUGCGCGAGCAAUUCAGCAUUAUCAUGGCAGGCUGGCUGACGAUGGAGGAUGCAGUCAGUGUGCAGAGGAUGGCCAUCAGUGUAGAGUCUACUUGCCGCAGCUUGAGAACCCAGUCCAUAUAGAUUUUGGUCACACUUGCCAAAACUGCCGGCUCAGACAUCGACAAUGCGACCUUCCCGCCACAGUAAAACUUCUUCCGAGCACACCGACAGGACCAGCAGCACUCAGGAUUGAUACACGGAACAUCCAUCACCGAGGUGAAACGGUAGAUACACCACCCUUGAUGGCCGCCACACCAGGAUCGCUAGCAUCGAGAAUGACGGCGGCCAAUGGAAGCCGGCUCAACAACGAAGAGGAUGAUGGUCACACUCCAAUAAGCGGGGAUCAUCGUCUGCCUAUGAUGGAAUUUGCCGAGCAGAUCAAUCUAUUUCAAGGCUGUCGUAACCCCAAAGUCAAAUCCGUCAUCUAUUCGAUGUACGGCCUCUUGAAAAAACACGACAAGGUCGAGCCGUUUGGCAAACACCCCUUGACUCUCGACCAAUAUUACCAGAACCUGACCACUCUUUACAUAGUCACGUAUCUGCGUAAAGAGUACCACUCGGCUUAUAUCGUUUUGCUUCGCUUCCAGAACACUGAUUACCAUGAGACUGGAGAGCUGCCUACCAUAGAAAACGUCGUCCGCGCUUUUGAGUGCCUCCUAGCGCAUGCCCCACUUUGUCGCUGGAUAGUGAUACUAUACAGUUUCCUCUGGGAAACGCAAUACUAUGGCAGCUGGGACGUCUUUUUGAAUACGCACCCAAGCGUCAAGUCAAAGGUCCACGCAGUCGCCAAACUUCUCUUCGGGAUCAGCUGGAUUCGCGAUCCAUUUACUACUGGAGGCGAUACUGCAGUAAGGCAGCAGUGGUGUGCGGUUCACAUCCAUUCUACGGGAACUCGUGAGCAGCAAGAAGCUUGCGAAAACAUGAAGAGCGAGGCCAGGUACUCGCCACGUAUCGGUGAGAAGAGAAGGAGUGAUGAUGGAUCACCAGUGCUGAGGCCUUACAAAGCUGCUAGAGGAGGACGGGGCAGAGGGAGAUCGUGUGGCUCAAGUAGGUGA